Messenger RNA from Actinia tenebrosa (Australian red waratah sea anemone), 1750 nucleotides. Its product is annotated as P2R1A-PPP2R2A-interacting phosphatase regulator 1. Gene Ontology annotation, molecular function: protein serine/threonine phosphatase inhibitor activity. Lineage: Eukaryota; Metazoa; Cnidaria; Anthozoa; Actiniaria; Actiniidae. The record is from RefSeq and is a predicted model, not a curated record.
GUCCAGUGAAACAGUAAUGGCGACCAACGAGAUGGAAACCGACGAUCACACUCAUCUACCGGUCUCUAGCGGCUUAAGAAGAUCGAAUUCAGCUCCAAACAUAAGCGUAGCAGUUUUAAAUCACAACACCCCUACAUUCCAGUCAUUAUCCUUACCAAGACAACGAAGAUUUUCUGUGAAUUCUCCAAACCAAAACAUGAUAACUGUAGGAUCUCCUGCUUCUAGGGUAAAUCAACUAAAGAGGGAUGAAAGCGUUGACGAUAUGCGUCGAGAGGUGCAGAGAGAACAUGAAAUUCUUUCUAAUUUACAUUUGGUUCAUGAUUUAGAUGAAAGUAUGAAUCUGGACCAUGAUAAGCAAAAUCAAGAUACACCCAUGCAAGAAAGACGAAAUUCAUUUGAUGGCAACGCAGACAUGUUCCCGUCACCUGCACCAUCUUCUCCAUCACCUACAAGAUUUGUAAGGCAAAUUCCAGUUCGAAAUGCUAGAAGUUUAACACCAAGUCCUAUACCAAGUCCCACACGAACAGUUACUGUGAGAAGAAGUCUUAGUCCUGUUUGCCUAAGACCAAGUAUUUUGUCGCCCACUAUGUCGUACCUCAAAAGAAAAUGUCCUUCACAUGGCUGUGAUCUUGGAGUUAGCCCCUCAAAGAGAAUCUGUGAUGGGCCAUCGCAAAGUACAUCUCCAGAAGGACCAUGUGAAACAUCGCAUCUUAAUUUUGAUGAAGAAAAUUAUAUACAUUUAGACCACAGUAUAUCUCAUAACACAAAUACCACGUCGUCAACAGCAUCGUCAUCUAUACCAUCAACACCGCCCAUGUUAUUCAGCGAUACACAAAGAAUAGGUUUCCCUAGUUAUAGGUCACGAUUUACACCACCAAGAUCACCGCUGGCAGGACCAGCAAUUUCGCACACACAUACGGACACUCCUGUAUCUAUAGCGACAAGCCAGCCUUGCUUCACAUUUGCUCCUGUUAGAGAAUGAGUUUUUAGAUGAUAUAAGCAAAAAUGAGUAUUUUUCUAAAAAAAGAAACAGAAUUUAUUCUUGUACAGACCAUUCCUUGGAAAGGAAAUUAUAGAGUAAUUAAUUAAAUUAAUAAAUUAGCUCCAUAGUACCAUAAUAGCAGGUUAGAUUUCAUUGUAUAGCAGCACUUCUCUCUCUUGAACUGUCAUUAGUAUGGGUCUUACUUGAUGUUGCAGGAUGUAUUCUGGGUUAGGGUUAUUUUAUUUCAGGGUAUUGUUUAGCUCCAAGCUCCUUGUUCUUGGCUAUUGUUUUAUUGUCUUCAUGGCCCAAGUGCCUUGCAACACCAAGAAAGAGCCAUUAGUAUACAGCCAACCAUAUAUGUGGCAAACAAUUUGAAUAUUUAUUUGACUAGUUACUGAUAGUGACUGACUAGUGACUGACUAGUGACUGACUAGUGACUGACUAGUGACUGACUGAACUCAUGUUCAUGUGGAAAUGUAAAAGCAUUUUUAGAUGUAUGAGAGGCUAGUCAGUAGCUUGUCAGUGCAGAACGAUACUUAUUCAAAUUGGUCACUAUAUUUCAAUUCAAUGUAUGUUUUAUGUCGUUUUGAAGUUCAAGGGAAGGUAUAAUCACAAAAGCAACUUAUCAACUUAAUGAGCAUGCCACAUGACUCAAGUCACUGUGGUGCAUUGAAUUGCCUGCCUCCUUUGAACUUUAGAAGGAGUUCAUAAAUAGUACUCUUCAUGUUUGUUGUGCACAACAUUGGAAAAAAGAAACAGUUCCUAGUA